AUGUGGGAGGUAGUUCAGUCGCGACACCUCCAGGGGCUUAUCGGGUCUAUUGUGAACACAGUACUUGGCGGUGAUGAUACUACCGCGACAACCAAUCCGUCCCCUACAGCUACGUCCGCGCCAACAACCAGAGCACCGACUCAAGCGCCGACUCAAGCACCGACUCCAACUACAAGAACGCCGACUCCAACUACAAGAACGCCGACACCAACAACGAGAACUCCGGCCCCUACGACUAAGACACCCACAACCAAAACUCCACAGCCUACGACUGCUACGACUUCUCCUUCAUCGGCGCCGACACCUACGAGCACCCCGGAAUCCACACCUGAACCUAGUAGCUCUACCAGUGCAUCGAUAGAAACGGAAACUCCAGAGACUCCUGUACCAACUAUUGACACAAUCUCUGCCUCAUUCUCAGCAUCAGUGGACAAUGACGUCACAUCGAAUUCCAGCUCGAGUAGUGUCGACGGUAGUUUUGGACACUGGAGCAGCGGGGAUUCGCAGAAUGAAGGAGGAUUGGCCUCCAGCCAAGACGCAGAUGCAUAUACGAACUCAUCAGUUGAUACGUGGAUGUUUGUCGCUAUCACUCUAGCCGCUGUGUCGAUGGUAUUGCUCUGCAUCGGAUUCGUUGUCUUCCAACGUAGGAAAAGGAGAGAAGAAGACAAUGCAUCACUUCAACGUCACUUUAUUAUCAGUGAUUCCAAGCCCUUGGGUGCAGACGACACUGUUAAUACUCGCCUCGAUACUUCUUCAACUGGUCCGUACACGGGUGGCCAACAUCAAGAGAAUGGCGGAUAUUCCACAUCGUUCCUUACAGCAGCACAAGGUGGCAUGUGGGAAGACGAUAUCAUUACUGCAAUGCGUAUUCCAAUGGAGAAGCUCACGAGAGGGAAACUGCUUAAUAAAGGAGGCUACGGAAUGGUCUAUCGAGGCUCGUAUCGCGGGGAAGCUGUGGCUAUCAAGACCCUGUUGCCCGAACAGAGGAAAACACUGGCUCAAAUCAAUGGCUUCUUGUCGGAGAUCAAGAUCAUGGCAGCAUUGGAACAUCCGCGUGUCGUCCGGUUACUCGGUGUAGCUUGGGACUCUCUUGCGGACCUCUGCUCCGUUGCAGAAUACAUGGAAGGUGGAGAUCUACGAACGCUGCUCAACUACUUCGAGUAUCACGAGUGUCGUCCGCACGGCUUCGACUUCGAGAAGGCGCGUAUCGCCUUACACAUCGCGCACUCGUUAACGUAUCUCCACUCACUGGACCCGCUGGUGCUUCAUCGUGAUCUCAAGUCCAAGAACAUAUUGUUAACGGAGGAUCUGGAGGCCAAGAUCACGGACUUUGGCGUCUCUCGAGAAAGCAGCGACCGGACUAUGACUGCAGGCGUUGGAACUUCUCUAUGGAUGGCGCCUGAGGUGAUGAUGGGGGAGCGAUACGGCUCCAGUGCAGACAUUUUCUCGUUUGGUGUCGUUCUGUCUGAGCUGGAUUCACAUGUGUUGCCGUAUGCAGCGGCCAAGGAGACUGACUCGGGUCGAGUGAUCCCGGACACGGCUUUACUGCAGUUGGUAUCGCUCGGUCUGCUUCGGAUCGAGUUUUCUGCACAUGCACCGCAAGCCCUGAUUGAUUUAGCACACUCGUGUGUAGAUCUUGAUGCAGAGGCAAGACCCAGUGCCGGCGAAGUGUUGUACCAACUGCAGCUCAUUAUGAACAUGUACGAGGAUGCCACGCUAUAA
This is a messenger RNA of Phytophthora nicotianae INRA-310, 1722 nucleotides long. Its product is annotated as TKL protein kinase. The transcript has 3 exons. Gene Ontology annotation, biological process: protein phosphorylation. Gene Ontology annotation, molecular function: ATP binding; protein kinase activity. The record is from RefSeq and is a predicted model, not a curated record. NCBI's taxonomy places the organism in Eukaryota, Oomycota, Peronosporomycetes, Peronosporales, Peronosporaceae. The coding region runs from base 1 to 1722 and encodes 573 amino acids.